AGAAUUGAAAAUGCACAAGAGGACCCACACUGGAGGGAAACCUUACAUGUGUUCACACUGCGAUAGGAGAUUUGUUCAUAGAGCAACUCUGAAAACACAUGAGAGGACCCACACUGGAGAGAAACCAUACAAGUGUUCAUAUUGUGACGAGAUUAAUUUUUCAGGACAACUGAAAACACAUGAGAGGACCCACACUGGAGAGAAACCAUACAAGUGUUCACACUGUGACAAGACAUUCAUUCAGACAGCAACUCUGAAAACACAUGAGAGGACCCACACUGGAGAGAAACCAUACAAGUGUUCAUACUGUGACAAGACAUUCAUUUGUUUAGGACAACUGAAAACACAUGAGAGGACCCACACUGGAGAGAAACCAUACAAGUGUUCACACCGUGACAAGACAUUCAUUCAGACAGCAACUCUGAAAACACAUGAGAGGACCCACACUGGAGAGAAACCAUACAAGUGUUCACACUGUGACAAGAGAUUUGUUCAGAGAGCAAAUCUGAAAACACAUGAGAGGACUCACACCGGAGAGAAACCUUACAAGUGUUCACACUGUGAAAAAGACAUUAAUUGUUCAGGACAACUGAAAACACAUGAGAGGACCCACACUGGAGAGAAACCAUACAAGUGUUCACACUGUGACAAGACAUUCAUUUGUUUAGGACAACUGAAAACACAUGAGAGGACCCACACUGGAGAGAAACCAUACAAGUGUUCACACUGUGACAAGAGAUUUGUUCAGAGAGCAAAUCUGAAAACACAUGAGAGGACCCACACUGGAGAGAAACCAUACAAGUGUUCACACUGUGACAAGACAUUCAUUUGUUUAGGACAACUGAAAACACAUGAGAGGACCCACACUGGAGAGAAACCAUACAAGUGUUCACACUGUGACAAGAGAUUUGUUCAGAGAGAAAAUCUGAAAACACAUGAGAGGACUCACACCGGAGAGAAACCUUACAAGUGUUCACACUGUGAAAAAGACAUUAAUUUGUUCAGGACACUGAAAACACAUGAGAGGACCCACACUGGAGAGAAACCAUACAAGUGUUCACACUGUGACAAGACAUUCAUUUGUUUAGGACAACUGAAAACACAUGAGAGGACCCACACUGGAGAGAAACCAUACAAGUGUUCACACUGUGACAAGAGAUUUGUUCAGAGAGCAAAUCUGAAAACACAUGAGAGGACUCACACUGGAGAGAAACCUUACAAGUGUUCACACUGUGACAAGAGAUACCGUUUAUCAGAACAUCUGAAAACACAUGAGAGGACCCACACUGGAGAGAAACCAUUCACAUGUGAUCUGUGUGGGAAGAGUUUCACACAAUCAACAAACCAUAAGUUGCACAUGCACAUCCACACUGGAGAGAAACCGUUUACAUGUGAUCUGUGUGGGAAGAGUUUCAUAAUAAAACGCAGCCUUAAAGAGCACAUGAACAUCCACUCUGGGGAAAAACCGUACACAUGUGAUCAGUGUGGCAAAGGAUUUGUAAGGUCUUCGAACCUAAAGAUUCACCUGACACUUCAUACAAAGAAGAAACGUCUGUAUUCAUAUUCUUUGUGUGGAAAGAGUUUUCCACUGCUGAAAAGUUUAAAAACGCAUCAGAAAAGACAUACUGCCAAAAAAGCUUAUAUGUGCUUUGAGUGUGAGAAGACUUUUUUUACAGAUGAGCAUUUGAAAAUGCACCAGAGAACUCACACUGGAGAGAAACCUUACAUGUGUUCACAUUGCGACAAGAGAUUCAGUUCUUCAUCAAAUCUGAAAAAACAUGAAAGGACUCAUACUGGAGAGAAACCAUACACAUGUGAUCAAUGUGGGAAGAGCUACACUGAAUCAUCUUCUCUACAGAGACAUAAAAAAUCAUCCACAGCUCGAAAUCAUAAUAUGUGUACAAGAAAGAAAAGUCCAAAGUUGUCACGGUGAAUAAAGUUCAAGACUUCAAGACUUUUCAAGAGAUUCAGAUCAACUCAUAGAUAGUUCCUUCCCAAAAGAACAUCAUCUAAUUGUUUUAUUCUUGUUUCUCAAUUUGCUUCAUAAUAUAAUCUCUCAUUAUGCUUUAUAAUUUCAAGUUAGAUUUUUUUUUUUUUUACUCCAUUUAUGAAAAAGUGGACUUUUUAGUCGUGUGGACAACAAAGUGACCUGAAGAAGAGUCCAUCUUAGUUUUAGGAAAUACAUUGAUCUGGUGUUUGUGUUUAAUUGUUAAUCUUAUAAUCUUAUAAAUGCUCGACCAUUUGUGAUGCACUUGGUUUGGUUGUAAAUCAAUAAUUUUCUCACAAAUUUUCAAGUAAUCAUGUAUUAAAUAAUCAUGUAUUUUAUCAACGUUUAUUGACCAUUUGUAAUGUCUAAUGAUGCUACUUGCGACAAUAGUUUAAUCAGUAUUAUUAUUAAUUUAAUAAUUUUGGGUUUAUCCGUAAGCCAUUAC
Carassius gibelio (silver crucian carp) is the source of this 2432-nucleotide messenger RNA. RefSeq names its product zinc finger protein Xfin-like. The record is from RefSeq and is a predicted model, not a curated record. NCBI's taxonomy places the organism in Eukaryota, Metazoa, Chordata, Actinopteri, Cypriniformes, Cyprinidae. Gene Ontology annotation, molecular function: DNA-binding transcription factor activity; RNA polymerase II cis-regulatory region sequence-specific DNA binding. Gene Ontology annotation, biological process: regulation of transcription by RNA polymerase II.